Messenger RNA from Cladocopium goreaui, 844 nucleotides. The record is from the annotation of a GenBank genome assembly. Lineage: Eukaryota; Dinophyceae; Suessiales; Symbiodiniaceae.
CGGCUUUCCCCACGGCGCCGACGCCGGGAAUGGAGUCCGCCUUUGAGCCGGUGGACUUUGCAGACCUCCAGGAACUGUUGGAAGGCGUUCAAAAUGGCACAGUGCAGGAUCCUGUGGCUUCAGCUUUGGAGCAGGGCGUUGCAGAGACGAAGAAAGUGUCUGACAGCAUCGACAGCCAACUGGAGCUUCUGGAGGAAGAGAGCGUGGGGGACUACGUGAAGAGUUUCGACUCCUUCCAGGAGCUUCACCAGGAAAUCGUGGCCACAGAUUCGUUGCUGGAGAAGAUGGAGCGAAUGCUGGUGACGUUUCAAUCAGAUCUGUCGAGCAUCUCAGAUGAGAUUCGCAUGUUGCAGGGUCAGUCCUUGCAGAUGAAUUUGAAACUGCAAAACCGGCGGGGCCUCCAGACGUUGAUGUCAGAGUAUGUCAGCUCAGUAGUAGUGAGCCCUCAGCUGGUGAGACAGAUUUGCGAGGAGGAAAUCAAUGAGGCUUAUUUGGGCUAUCUGUCGGAGCUGAACAAAAAGUUGGACCAUGUGAAACAGCAGGAGAUGCAAAAACUACCCUCCUGUGCCCAGAGUGCGCCAGAGCUCGAAAAGCUCCGAACGAAGGCAGUGGCACGCAUCAAGGAUUUCCUACUGCAGAAGGUGAAUUCCUUGAAGAAGCCAAAGACCAAUUUGCAGAUCUUGCAGCGCAACGUCUUGGUGCGAUUCAAAUCCAUGACGCAGUUUUUGGCCGAGCACCAUGGUGCUGUUGCGGAGGAGGUGAAAGCCCACUAUGUGGGCACCAUGAGUGCGGUCUAUUUGAAGCAGCAGUUGUCUCAGAAGGGCACCAGGUUGAAGAUGUUGAA